Messenger RNA from Lathyrus oleraceus (garden pea), 831 nucleotides. RefSeq lists its product as uncharacterized. The transcript has 2 exons. Lineage: Eukaryota; Viridiplantae; Streptophyta; Magnoliopsida; Fabales; Fabaceae. The record is from RefSeq and is a predicted model, not a curated record. Bases 1 to 831 code for a protein of 276 amino acids.
AUGGAAAGGGAGUUAGGAAAGGAAGUUGUUAAAGUCAAGGAGGUCAUGGACCUGAUAAAGACUGCUGGGUUGAUGAAGAUUGUGGUUGGGUUCUCUCAGUGCUAUGAGGGUUUAGUUAAGGAAUUCAUUAUCAACAUUCUUGAGGAUAUUGCUGAUAAGAACAACAAGGAAUUUUGCGAAGUGUUUGUGAGAGGUAAGUGUAUCACAUUCUCCCCCACUGUCAUUAACAAUUUUCUGGGAAGAAGAGUUGAGGGUGCAGGUGAAUUGGAAGCUACAGACAAUCAGGUUUGUAGAGAAAUUACAGGAAGGCAGGUGAAAAGGUGGCCUAUUAAAAAACGUCUUCUUGCUGGGAAGUUAAUUGUCAAAUUUAUGUUUGAACAAAUUAUCAAGCAUGCAUCUACUAAUGAAGUUAAGCUUCCUAUUGCCUUUCCCUCUAUGAUUUGUGGGAUUAUCCUGAGUCAACACCCUGGUAUUCUAAGUUCUAAUAACUUACCAAGUAGAAGAAAACCUGCUCUAUCAGUGCACUAUAAAUUGUUUGAAGGCAGUCAUGUCGAAGACAUUGUCAUGAUGUCUGCUAUCAAAAAGACAACCUCAAAAUUUGGAACUAUUGCUGAGCUGAAGGAGACCUGUAAAGAGAUGGGUGAAGGGAUAAGGGUAGCAACAACUAGGAAAGAAUCGUUGGAAGCCCUGAAUGCAAGCUUGGAGCGAGCUGAAGGUGAGAAUAUUGAACAUGCUAAGGAAGCUGAAGCCCACACCUCUAGUGAGAGGUCUGCAACUAAUGAUGAUACAAGUAGCAAUUCUGUUUCUAAUGCUGAUGAAGUUGCAAGCUGA